This is a messenger RNA of Puccinia graminis f. sp. tritici CRL 75-36-700-3, 781 nucleotides long. RefSeq lists its product as uncharacterized. Bases 268 to 522 code for a protein of 84 amino acids. NCBI's taxonomy places the organism in Eukaryota, Fungi, Basidiomycota, Pucciniomycetes, Pucciniales, Pucciniaceae. The transcript has 3 exons. The record is from RefSeq and is a predicted model, not a curated record.
CACCCACGGGUUGAUGAGUGAAUUGCGCGGCUGGCAGCUUAUAAGAGUAUCAUCCAAGUUUUGAGAUGGUUCGUGAGCACAUAUUGCUCCUGAGAUAUCUCUAAAUAUAUAAGAAGCGGUCUGUUUCGAGCGGUCUAAUGAAAAAUCACCUCUUGCUGACUCCAAAACUAGACCUAUUUACUUCCAACAUAACCAAGUUCUUUUUUAAAAGAUAAGGACCUCGAGGCUCGAAAUUGUUUCUCGCCUCCACCGAUUUCUGGGAUAUCGAUGACGAAGAAGAUGAGUUCGAAGGCUCUAAUCCUGAUAGUCGCUAUGGGCCUGGGCUCUGAUCAGACUCUGGCAUCCAGCUGCAAAGACCCCUCAUUAACAGCCCCAGCGUGUAAGACCGGCUCAGGCACGUUUAUCAAGCCUUCAACCGCGCCGAAUCAGAAGACGUUCACUUGCCAAAAAAGCACGGCGUUUUGCUGCAUCUCUGAUCCAUUGAAAGGACCAACAGAAAGAUGCGCGAAUGCGAACAAAUAGAUGGCAUGAAUCCCCUAGACUCCCUCCGCCCACAAUCACACAAAUCCAACAUAACAUUUAUUGUAUUUGAUGAGUGCAUCUUUAGAGCCUUAUAGAACAUCUAUCCGCAUCUCAUGAGAUAUGUGAGAUUACACCCCUAGUGUGUUCACAGUUGGAAUGCACAAGAUCACAACUUUCAAACCAAUAAAACUUGUUGUUUUUUUUUCUCUGAUGAAAUUAAGAGAUAAAAAGUAGCAUGGUAUUGCAAGUACAAAACCAU